ACCGCGCGUCUCUUGCCCGAAGGACGGCCGACCGGGAGUUCCACUUUGGAGCGGUUGUUCUUCAUUGCUGUAGGCCCAUGAGAGGGGCAAACCAGUCGAGUGUGUGCGAGUUCCUCCUCCUGGGGCUCUCCCAGCAGCCCUGGCAGCAGCAGCAGCUCCUCUUCCUGCUCUUCCUGGGCAUGUACCUGGCCACGGUCCUGGGAAACCUGCUCAUCCUCCUGGCCAUCAGCCUGAACGCCCGCCUGCACCGCCCCAUGUACUUCUUCCUCAGCAACCUGUCCUUCGUGGACAUGUGCUUCUCCUCCACCACGGUCCCCAAGAUGCUGGCCAACCACGUCCUCGGACGUCACACCAUCUCCUUCUCCGGGUGUCUCACCCAGAUGUAUUUUCUCUUCACGUUCGUGGACAUGGACACUUUCCUCCUGGCUGUGAUGGCCUAUGACCGCUUUGUGGCUGUGUGUCGCCCCCUGCACUACUCCGCCAAGAUGACCCACCCGCUCUGUGUCCUGCUGGUCACGGGGUCAUGGGUCAUUGCCAACUCGAAUGUUUUGUUGCAUACCCUGCUGAUGGCUCGGCUCUCGUUCUGUGGGGACAAUGCCAUCCGCCACUUCUUCUGUGAUGUGAGCCCCCUCCUGAAACUGUCCUGCUCGGACACAUACCUCAAUGAGGUGAUGAUUCAGACGGAGGGGGCCCUGGUCACGAUCACCCCCUUUGUCUGCAUCCUGGUGUCGUACAUCCUCAUCACCCGCGCUGUGCUGAGCGUCUCCUCGGCCAGGGGCAGAUGGAAAGUCUUCUCCACCUGUGGCUCCCACCUGGCUGUGGUUUCCCUCUUCUGUGGCACCAUCAUUGCUGUGUAUUUCAGCCCUUUUUCUUCCCACUCAGCUGAGACAGACAUAGCCGCUGCUGUGAUGUUCACAGUGGUGACCCCCAUGCUCAACCCCUUCAUCUACAGCCUGAGGAACCAGGACAUAAAAGGGGCUCUUCGAAAAGUGGUUGCUAUGACAUUUUCCUCUCCUCUGUAAUCCGUUGGGCCAACCAAAUCACGGAGGGAAUUGAUUUCUAAGAAAACCAUGUUUGUUUUUCUGAUUAUGUGAAAGGUUAAUUAGCAUUUGUCUUUUUGUAAGAGAAUCAUCUGUUGUCUAUCUUGGGAGAAGAAACCUUGAUUUGUCAGCUUCUUCAGGUUAAAGAUUUCAGAAAGAGAUAUCCUUGUACCAAAUAAGUUGACGCUUCCACCUGGCAAUGCCCUCCAGCUAAACCCCACUCGGGACCAAAUCUUGUUCAGUAAGUUGAGUUUAUCACUCCUUGUCCCAAGGGAGAACACUUAGCAUGGGGGAGAAGUGAGACACCUUAGUAGGAACAUGCUAGAAGGAACUUACUGAAAGACUUGGGCCUAGCAGAGCUUUCUUUCCUGCCCGCUUGUGUUUCUCACAGGCGUCCUGUCCUAAUAAACCUAUUUCUUGCCUCGCACUUUGUCUGUCACUGAAUUCCUUCUGUGUGGAGACAUGAAGAACCUGAACCUCAGUGAGUCCAGACACAGGCCUUUGCAGGCGCUGACGCUUUACUCCCAGCUUGCAUCCAGACCAACUCCUAUGUGUCAUGGACACUGUGGGGGACACCUCCUGUCGAUGAUUUCUCGGGCACUAACAGCUGGUUGGGAGACUACCUUGGGAGGGAUAACAUCUAACAUAGAUCAUGCCGUGACCAGCCACCCAGUUCUCAUCACCCCUAGCCAGCAGGAAGUAUCUCCGGAAGAGGGGACCACCCUCCAUGUCCCAUAUACGUAAAGGCUGGAAUGAUAGGCUCUCAGGAGGACAGAGACCGACCCCCACCCCACCCCCGAAAUGUGGCUGUCGACCUUGGAGAACUGCAGUGGACACCCUCUCCUGGAAUGGGGAUGCUCAAGUUGGGCGGCAAGAAAUGGUGGCCUGCAGAAAAGAACUGCCUCCUUAGAUGAACCGCCUUCAAGAACUAACUGCCCUCUGUCAUGGGACUCAACCCCAGUGCUUCCCUUGAGCUUCCCUCCUCUUUCGUCAUUGUUCCUGCCACAAGUUCCCGCCAAGAACUCCAGCCACAGAUUCCCACCACCGAUCCUUUGUAAGCCUAGCACCUCUUCACAGUAAAGGCUGGCAGCAUCUUGAGCUCAGCCUGACCCCUCAGAUGUCUUAAUAAAGCUCUCUUGAUGUAAAGAAACAAGUGAAAGACUUGGGCUUGCGUCAGGCGGUUUUGGAGGGGAUGCAAGGGAUUGAGUCUUUGCUGUGCCUGAAGAGCUGUAGCAAAGUGGGGAUAAGUGUGUCUGGAGAUGGUGAUAUCUUUUAUCUAAGAGGGAGGAAGCCUAGACGGAGGUCAAAGCCAUGAUUGCAGAGAAGUGUCCGUCCCUCACAUCAGCCAGCCUAGGGGGCGUUUGCUCGUUCUGGUGGCUUGGACAGCGUUCAGGUUUCAGGUGCACGUGAUUACGGAGUGGUCUUGUUUUGUCCUGCUCCAUGAACAGUCACAGAGUGGCCUCGUGUGACGUUAACAUUCUGUGCAACUCUCUGUGUUCGUCCUCGCUGUGAGGGCGAGACGGGUCCUGGUCAUCAGGGCUGACUGCCUGUUCUGACAACAGAGACGGAGAGAUGCAGGCACCUCUGGUGGGAGGGUCAGACUGUUGUGGGGCAGGAUGGAGAGGGUUCCUUUAGGGCUCUAGGGAGCCCGAAUCCUGCCACGUGUUCAAGCUACUCAUUUUUUAUCUUCCUGUCUGAAUGUACGGUAUUGUAUAAUGUUAUAAUGGGAACAUGGGUGUGUUAAACAAGAAACAAUAUCAUCCCAAAUCCUCAGUGUCCAGUCACAUUAAUCAACUGCAUCUUUUUCUUCAUCUUCUGUUCCAUUUAUGUCACUGCACUGUGAUU
Messenger RNA from Phacochoerus africanus (Common warthog), 2885 nucleotides. RefSeq names its product olfactory receptor 1361-like. Gene Ontology annotation, molecular function: olfactory receptor activity; G protein-coupled receptor activity. Gene Ontology annotation, cellular component: membrane. Gene Ontology annotation, biological process: G protein-coupled receptor signaling pathway. Lineage: Eukaryota; Metazoa; Chordata; Mammalia; Artiodactyla; Suidae. The transcript is spliced from 2 exons. The record is from RefSeq and is a predicted model, not a curated record. The coding region runs from base 78 to 1022 and encodes 314 amino acids.